Molecule: messenger RNA, 4638 nt
Organism: Penaeus monodon (black tiger shrimp)
Lineage: Eukaryota; Metazoa; Arthropoda; Malacostraca; Decapoda; Penaeidae
Product: trichohyalin-like
Exons: 26
Coding region: 237-4337 (1366 amino acids)
Biological process (GO): protein deubiquitination
Cellular component (GO): nucleus; cytosol
Molecular function (GO): cysteine-type endopeptidase activity; protein binding; cysteine-type deubiquitinase activity
Source: RefSeq, a predicted model, not a curated record
GUACAACAUGCACACAUCUUCCUGUAUAUAUCUGUCUCUAAGGAAAAUUUAACAUUCUUUAAUAAGGGCAAGUCGCCGGUGUAAUCAUCCAAGUUGGGUGUUAUCUUAUCACACCAAGCGCCAGGGAAGUUAACAGAGCGAAGGGACGGUCAGUUGCCUUCAGUUACCCGGGAAUACAGGAUCUUCGCAGAUCAUCGUAUUCCACAGGAACACUUCGAAACUUCCCUAAAGAAAAAAUGACCAAGAAGAAGGGCAAAGGGAACGCAAAGAAUGGGGAAAGGAAUAACACAGAACAGGGAACAGAUGAGAAAGAACAGAGGCCAGCAGAGAAGGCGAGAGCCAGCGGAGAGGAGGGAACGGAAAGAAGAGAGGAGAGCGGAGAGGAGGCAAGAAAAGGAGGAAUGGUGGAGGGAGAAGAAAACACGGAAUUAAAAGACGAAGGGGGAAGUGAACAAGAAAACGGAAAGGAGGAAGGAAACACGGAAUUAAAAGGCGAAGGGGGAAGUGAACAAGAAAACGGAAAGGAGGAAGGAAACACGGAAUUAAAAGACGAAGGGGGAAGUGAACAAGAAAACGGAAAGAUGGAGGCAAGCAAGGACAAAACAAACGGAGAAGAGGGAAGCAAACUAAAUAACGAAGAGGGGAAAAGAAGCAGAGAUGGAGAAGAAAGCAAGGAAGAGGAGAAAAGAAAAGACGAAGAAAAGAGAAAAGAAACAAACGAAGGAGUGACAAGAAAAAAGGGAAUAGAAGAGGAAGAAGCAAACGACGAUAAAGAGACGGGCACACAAAUACCACAAGAGGAGACAGGAAACAGCAAGCGAACAAACGACGAAGGAACAGGCAAGCAAAAAAUAGAAAAGGAUGAAACAAACAACCAAGAGAUAAAGAAAGACGAGACAGACAUGGAAGGAACAAGAGAAGAGGGAAAAGACAAGGACACAAACGAGGGAAUAGCAACAAAGCAAGGACGAGAAGGAGAGACAAACGACAAAGGAACAAAGGAAGGGGGAACAGAGACGCAACGACCUGGAGAAGAAACAGACGACCGAGAAACAAACAUAAAAAUGACAAACAAACAAGAAAUAGAAAAUGACGAAGCAAACAACAAACAAACACAGGGAGAGGAGACAGGGACGCAAGAGCCGGAAGGAGAAGCAAACAACGAAGGAAAAAACGAAACAAUAACAGCUGCAGAUCAGGAACCUCACAAACAACAAACAAAGCCUCGAGGCAAGCAAGGACUCUUCCCGAGUUCCGAGACAAACGACGAGGGACAAACAAAGCCUCGAGGCAAACAAGGACUCUUCCCGAAUUCAGAGACAAACGACGAGGGACAAACAAAGCCUCGAGGCAACCAAGGACUCUUCCCGAGUUCCGAGACAAACGACGAAGGGCUAACGACGGGAGAGAGGGAGGAGGCCGGGGCCGCAGAAGGCGAGGACGGAGCAGAAGGGCCGACCAUCGCUUCGGAAAAGGAUGAUCCGGAGGGGAGCUGGGCGGCCAGGGCUGAGGAGCAGAAGCAGCGGGCGGCGAAGGAGGCAGCGAGCAGGAGGCGAGUGAAAGAACUGAAGGAGGAACUGAGGGAGAUGAAGGCGCAGUAUGAGAGAAAGGAGGAAGAGGCGCUGCGGCACUCUGAAGCCUCGGCGAAGUAUCAGUUAGAGGUGACUCUCUCAAGAAAGAAAGCUGAAGAUAUGGAAAAGAAGAUACUCAUCCUAAAGGAAGAGAAGAAGAGCCUGCAAUCACGCCUGCAUGCAAAGACUCAGAAAGUUCAGCAGUUAGAGGAGAAAACGUCAAGCCAAGAACGUGAUUUGCGCGAGGCACAGGAAGACCUCGAUAUCGUGAGGAACAGCCUGAAGGAGGAGGAGGCGGACAGUGAGCGAAACCAGAGGAACUUGAACGCGCGAAUCAAAACGCUGGCAGAGAAAGCCUCGCGAGUGAGCAAGGAACUGGUGGACUCGCACUUGCGGCUUGCCGAGUCGCACGAGAGGAGGAGAGUCGGGAAAUCCUCGGCAGAAGAGGCCAUGAGGAUCCUCCAAGAAGAGAAACGACAGCGAGAGCAGAAGAUUUCGCUCCUGGAGGAAUGGAAGAGAGACAAGGAAAAGGAAUUUAAGGAAAUGGAAAAGAAGUUCGCAGAGGAAAAGGUGCAGAGCAAGGACCAGAUAAACCGACUGAAUCAACGUACACAUGAACUGGAAAGGAAGUUGGACCAAGUGAGGAACGAACAGACGGAGGGAAGGAGGGAGACAAGGAGGGAGGUCGAGCAUUGGAAGCAAUAUGCGCUUAUCCAGGCUACAUGCUACAAAGACAUCAUUUCCUUGAAAUAUGUCAUUGACGAAGAAGUCGAUCCCAACUGCAGAGACAGCUUCGGUAGCACGCCCCUCCACAUCGCGGCAUCUCAUAGCGACCUCGAGAUGAUGUCAGCACUGCUGGAGGCCGGAGCCAGCACAGAGGUGAAGGACCAGUUCGGAGACAGGCCCCUACACACAGCCACGCGGGCGGGGUCUGUGGGCGUGGUGAAAGCGCUCCUGGACGCGGGGGCGGAUAGGAACGCCAGAGAUUAUGAAGAUAAAACAGCAGCAGAGUUAGCAGCAGCCCUUGGGAAAGAAGAACUGCUUGGACUUCUGAACGACCAAUCCUUGCCUCUCCUCCACAUAGCGGCUGCCAACGAUCACGAAUCAGCGUACUGGACCCUCCUGGAUGCCGGCUUUCCCCCAUGGGCAGAGUGGGAGGGCUGCCCUGCUUAUGCAUACGCUGAAGCAGCAGGCCACUACAGUCUUGCCUCUCGCCUGGCGCUCGUAAGAAGCGGCUGUAUGGGCAGACUGCCCUACUACCUCUUCGGCUGGCUCCCUCUUGCUUGGCCCUUUGCUUGGCUCAUCUUCUUCCUCUUCUUCUCUAAUAAGAAGAAGCCCUCGAUGAGCACAGUGGAGAAAAUGAUCAUGAAGGAAGGACCAAGGGAGCCGAUACCCAUUAGUGAGAGAGAUGCCCUAGAUCCGCCUAGAGAUACCUUGGACAAUGAACGUGACAACCCCUCGUCCUCACUUGAAAUCGUAAAUGAACAAUCCGUGGAAACCAGCCUGUACAGCAAUUUCGCCGGAAUCUUUCAGUUACUUCUUGCGUAUUUUCGGUUGUUCACACAGAUUUUCGUCACCCAACUGUUCAGUCUAGAACCAGCAUUGGAAAUUCAGACGGAACCGGUGCGAGGCGCUGCAGGAUUUCGAGAAAGGAUCGACCGGAUGGAAUCGACAUCCCUUCCUGACGCUUCACAUCUGUUCCCCUCAAAGGUGGAGUCGCCGGCGAAAAAAGGCGGCAAAGGAAGAUUGAGUCAGAGAAACAAGAGGGAAUUCUCUCGAUCAGCUGAUAAUGUCUCAAAGGAACCAAAACCUCCUCCUGGACUCCCAAACAUCGGCAACACUUGUUACAUGAAUUCUGUGCUUCAGUGUUUCUACCACACAUUGCCAGUCACGAAUUUCUUCCGCAGUGAGAAUUUGAGGAGAUAUAUCAACUACGAGAGCGAACAGCAAGGAAGGGUUGCCACAGCUUAUUGCAAGCUGGUAAGAGCCAUGGCCGAGGGGGGUAACCUUUUCGAGGCAGUCACAGGCAUGAAGCAAAUAUCUGGUGUGUUUGACGAAUACCUUAGAGACUAUGGCCAGAAGGAGCCGCACGAUUUCCUGGGCGUCACGCUGGGCUGGUUGCAUUCGGACCUCGCGAGCAAACCCAACGACCCCGACCACACCUCAGACGGGUUCGCCACGUCCUCCGUCAUCUCAGAGAACUUCCACAUCCAGCACCUCAACAUCAUCACCUGCGAGAAGCGUCAGCGGCCGAUCGUCAUCAAGGCCGUGUCGCACUCCAGCCUCACUCUCGCCGUGUGCUCCAGCGAGGACAUCGACCUCGAGACACUUCUGGCGAAUUACUACACACCUCAGUAUAUAAACUGGGACUGCGAUUUGUGCGGGUCGAACCACAAAUGCCGUCAAGAAACGAUCAUUCUCCGUCUUCCACCGUUCCUUAUCAUCCAUCUUAGCAGGUACAACGCCAAAAACCCUCAGGCACCAAAAGUCGGCGUACAAUUCCCGAAGACUCUUGACUGCAUGAGGAAAUUCUGUGGCUAUAACAACGAUAGAAAAUACAGCAUUUAUGGAGUAUGUGCCCAUGAAGGAACCAUGAGAUUUGGUCACUGUAUCUCAGUCUGUAGACAAAGUGCACAAGGACAAGCCAGUGAAGAAGGUUGUACAAGAAGGUGGUACUUGUGUAAUGAUAAAAUAGUGCUUCCACAAAAGGAUCAUAGUGCUAUAGGGAACGAAAAUGCUCAUAUUCUCUUCUACGAGGCCGAGUGAGAUGGUCUUAUUUUGGGUGUGACUUUUUUUUUAUCUAUAAACCCUAAAAUUUAAGGAUUACCCUAUGAUGCGUCUUUUUCUAUUUGUCUCCUUGGAAUGUAGGGAUAUGUUUUGUGUGCUUACCUGCUUGUGUGAAACUUUGUUUAUAAAUAAGAAACGAGCAUGUUAGAGUAUGUUGAUAAACAUGAUUUUCAGUAUCUUUUACAACUGAUUCUUUAUAUAUAAAUAUAUUUUUUUUUCAGCAAGUAUGGAACUAAUCGAAAAAUGUAUGAUUAUGUAAUGAUUAAAUUAUUCACAGGCG